CGACCGCAUUGUCAGUCAGAAUCUCAAGACCACAUCAACAUUCUGAUCAACAAGAAGCCUGGAGCAGGACUCGGCCAGCACCAAUUCUUUUCAAUUCUACUUGUCCGUCAGGUUCCAUCAACACAGCAACCAUGCGCGUCGCACUUUGUCUCCUCACAGUCCUUGCCCUCUUCUGGCAGGGUGUAUUCGCUUUCCCAGUCGAAGGAAACCCAUAUAAUACCGAGAACUCCAUCCGCAGCCCAGUCGCCGGACUCCCAGCUCUCGGCGAUCACUAUGCCGAUUUCUCUCUCAGGCCUAACUACUCGCUUCAACAGCGAAGCAUCUUCAGCGCCGUUGCCAAGGGUGCCAAAGCCAUUGUGAACAAGAUCAAGGGCAAGCCUAAGGUUCCAGCCGACGAGGCCAAGUUCAUGAAGGCAGCGAAGGCCGAUAUCGCCAAGUGGAGACCUCAUGUUGAGGCCCAGAAGCUCAAGAACCAAGCCGCAGGUGCAGGUGCAUAGAGUCUUGCGGGCAAACGCAAACGGGUUAUGACUGGACGCUACGGGUGCACGCGAUUCGCAUGGCGUUAUGGAUCAUGUGGUGCGAGUCGGAGUUCCAAGAAAUGGACAUGUUGUAAGACGCAGGACGUCAGCCUGUACGGCAACACUAGCUCCAUGCUUGAAUAAAGCCUUCAACUUUCUCACACCGAUCUCCAGUCUUGCACACGCAAACAACAAGGCAGCUUUGUUGCAUUGGAGUUGUUGCAUUGGAGCUACCACUUUCCGCAUGCCACUACCAUUGAAGUCGUGACCUUUGGGAUGUCUAUGGAACUUGUGGCUAGUUGCAAAGCCAGCGACCAUCCUGUGCCAACUAUUGUCGCAAGCAAUCGAACUCUGCUUAACCAGAAUACGAUAUCGUUGGAUCUUGCUGGGUUUGCUGGCUUCGAUGGGAGUUUGCAAGGUGGCAAGCAGUGAAACUUCAAAAGCAUGUUUCAUAUAUGUAUGUCUUUCUCACAUGGUGGAGACACCACUCAUGCCCGUCUUUCCCUAUAU
Molecule: messenger RNA, 1028 nt
Organism: Cercospora beticola
Lineage: Eukaryota; Fungi; Ascomycota; Dothideomycetes; Mycosphaerellales; Mycosphaerellaceae
Source: RefSeq, a predicted model, not a curated record